Messenger RNA from Eremothecium cymbalariae DBVPG#7215, 1395 nucleotides. It is a transcript of the gene PRS5, whose product is annotated as ribose phosphate diphosphokinase subunit PRS5. Gene Ontology annotation, cellular component: cytoplasm; ribose phosphate diphosphokinase complex. The coding region runs from base 1 to 1395 and encodes 464 amino acids. Gene Ontology annotation, molecular function: ribose phosphate diphosphokinase activity; magnesium ion binding. Gene Ontology annotation, biological process: purine nucleotide biosynthetic process; 5-phosphoribose 1-diphosphate biosynthetic process. The record is from RefSeq and is a predicted model, not a curated record. NCBI's taxonomy places the organism in Eukaryota, Fungi, Ascomycota, Saccharomycetes, Saccharomycetales, Saccharomycetaceae. The transcript has a single exon.
AUGAACAACAUUAUAAUUUUUGCUGGUAGUUCACACCCUACAUUAGUGGAAAAGAUUUGUGAGAAUUUGAGCAUCAAGCCAUCUCAGGUUAAAUUGGGGAAGUUUUCUAACGGCGAGACUUCAAUAGAUAUUGGGGAGUCGGUAAGAGAAAAAGAUGUUUAUGUUAUUCAGAGUGGUUGUGGUCAUGUUAAUGACAAUUUCAUGGAAUUGUUAAUUCUCAUAAAUGCUUGCAAGACUUCUUCUGCGAAUCGUGUUACGGCGGUUAUGCCAUAUUUUUGUUAUUCUAGGCAGCCAGAUAUUCCUUAUACUGCGAAAGGUGCUCCAAUUAUUUCGAAGCCUAAGCAUUCUGCGGUGAAAGAGUCUGGGAAUACUACAGAAAUCGGUUCUGUUUUAACUACGCACAAGCCGGUGUCUCAACGUUCUCGCAAGAGCAUUGAUGUCGCGAUUGAAAAUACUCUAUCUUCUUUGAGUUUGGAUCGUUCUACUCCCAGAAUAUUGAAAAGUGAGGACAACAUCCAGAGGUCGUCAUCUAACUCACGGAUCCCAGUUAUUCCGGAACGCGAUGGAACCUCAUCUUCUGAAGCAGCUGGUGCCUUAUUCAACACGAACAACUCAGGUUAUAAGCUCUGGGUUGCCCAAGCCGGCACGUUAAUCGCGAACCUACUAACUACUGCUGGUGCAGAUCAUGUCAUUACUAUGGAUUUACAUGAUCCCCAGUUCCAAGGGUUCUUCUCCAUAGGAGUAGAUAACUUAUACUGCAAGCCGCUAAUCCAAGCAUAUAUUCAACACCGGAUUCCAGAAUAUAAAGAUGCGGUCAUUGUAAGCCCAGAUAGUGGUGGAGCUAAACGAUCUAGUAAAGUAGCAGACGCCUUGGGUCUGCCGUUUGCGUUAAUUCAUAAAGAGAGGCGCUCUCAAAUAUUGAAAGGUCCUCCUGACGCCACUUUAGCAUCUGGGGGUGGUGUGCCGCUAUCCCCCAAACCUUUGAUUUCAAAUCUAAGCGGAUCUGAAUUGAAGCAUUCAAUGUCUGCUUCUAAGUUUGUUCAAACAACAAUGCUGGUCGGUGACGUCCGUAACAAGGUUUGCAUUCUUUUAGAUGACUUGGUAGACACUUCCUACACUAUAACACGCGCUGCAAGGCUAUUGAAAGAUCAAGGUGCUACCAAGGUGUAUGCAGUCGUGACACAUGGUGUUUUUAGUGGAGAUGCGUUAAACAGAGUGGCGCAGUCUGCUAUAGAUAAAAUUGCAGUCACUAACACUGUUCCACAAGAUGAGACGAUUGCAUUUUUAGGCAAGAACCGUGUGGAUGUAAUUGAUGUUUCUCGUGUGUUUGGCGAAGCAAUUAGACGUAUACACAACGGUGAGUCCAUUAGUAUGCUUUUUGAAUAUGUUACCUAA